This is a messenger RNA of Papaver somniferum (opium poppy), 1134 nucleotides long. RefSeq lists its product as uncharacterized. NCBI's taxonomy places the organism in Eukaryota, Viridiplantae, Streptophyta, Magnoliopsida, Ranunculales, Papaveraceae. Bases 1 to 1134 code for a protein of 377 amino acids. The transcript has 4 exons. The record is from RefSeq and is a predicted model, not a curated record.
AUGGAAGCAAUCCCCAAGUUAAUGAUUGAAGAAGAUAAUAUUUUCUUGGAUGCUGUUCCCACUGCAAUUGAGAUCAAAGAGGCAGUUUUUAGUAUGAAUUCAAAAAGUGCUCCAGGAUUCAUUCCUAAAGGACUCAACUCAAAUUUUCUAUUCCUUCUUCCUAAGAAUCAAGGUGCAAGAAUAGCAGAACAAUUUAGACCUAUUGGUUUAGCAAAUUUCAUCUUCAAGAUCUUCAUCAGAAUUAUUACUACUAGAAUCAGUUCUUUGAUUAUAAGGUUAAUUUCUUCUCAACAAAGUGCUUUCAUUAAGGGGAGGAACAUACAUGAUAAAAUAGUGUUAGCAUCUGAGAUGAUAAGUGAACUGAACAUAAAAAUAAGAGGGGGAAAUGUGGGUCUCAAGCUAGACAUAACUCAAGCAUUUGAUUCAUUAAGCUGGGAAUUCUUAUUUGAAGUGCUUAGAAGAUUUGGUUUCUCUGAAGUGGGCAUUAACUGGAUAAGGAAAAUCUUUGAGUCUGGAAUGAUCUCUAUGCUUGUCAAUGGUGGCCCAUGUGGGUUUUUUGGGGUUGGAAGAGGAAUCAUACAAGAUGAUAUUUUCAUUUUCUGCAAUGGUCAUAAGAAGUCAUUGGAUAAUUUGAUGAACUUACUAAACAAGUAUCAACUGUCAUCAGGACAAAUUGUUAAUAGGAACAAAAGCAAAUGCUUUGUAUGUGGAAUUUCUGAUACAAGAAGAAAUGGGAUUGCUGAUUAUUUACAAAUGAGACUUUCAGAACUCCCUAAUAUCUACUUGGGGGUUAUUCUAUGUCCAGGAAGAGUCAAAACAUAUCAAGUUUGGGGGAUGGUGGAACUAAUGCAGAAAAUGCUAGCUGGACUUAAAUGUGUCAUUACUGAGAUAAAUAAUAACAAAAGAUGGAUUGUAGCUUAUGGAAAAUCAAUCUCAGUAUGGAAGGAUGAAUGGAUCAAGGAUUACGAUUUUAUUGAAAGAUAUGCAGAAGACCAAUUUGUUCCAAGUAAUAUAAAUCUGAAAGUUGCAGAUCUAAUUGUGGAUGGUGUAUGGAAAAUUCCAAUACAAAUAUUCAAUUACUUUGAGAAGAAUGAAGUGCCAACUAUUGGAGAUGGACCUGACAAACUGAUCUAG